Molecule: messenger RNA, 2233 nt
Organism: Chinchilla lanigera (long-tailed chinchilla)
Lineage: Eukaryota; Metazoa; Chordata; Mammalia; Rodentia; Chinchillidae
Gene: St7
Product: suppression of tumorigenicity 7
Exons: 16
Coding region: 380-1984 (534 amino acids)
Source: RefSeq, a predicted model, not a curated record
UCCAGCAGGGCUGGAGAUUGCAGUAUUCGCUGUUGCUGCUGCACCCAGCCCUGCCCCUGCUGCUACCUGGUCUUGCUUCACUGCAUCCCAGAAGAGCCACGUUGGCCUUCCUUUGCCUAGUGGAUUUUUCAAAAGCAGCUGUUCGGUUUUGGGUGCUGUCGGAGACCUUGCUUUUCAUUCACCGGGAGAAAACUGAAGCUCAUGAGAGGAGAAUCUGGCAGCUGGACACAGCUUGGACUGCAUUGUCUGGCUUCAUGACCCCUGCUGUGUAGUCAGCUCAUCUCUUCACUCUCACAGGCACACUUUCUUUGCUUUUUCUUCUGUCCUUUUUUUCCUUUCUUCUAAAAAUUUUUUUUUAAACCAGCUUGUGGAGCCAGCCAUGUUUGGCACUGAAUCUUCAUUGAGCAUGUUUUUGAACACAUUAACACCGAAGUUCUACGUGGCCCUGACAGGCACUUCCUCGCUAAUAUCAGGGCUUAUUUUGAUAUUUGAAUGGUGGUAUUUUCGCAAAUACGGAACAUCCUUCAUUGAACAAGUCUCAGUAAGCCACUUGCGCCCCCUACUGGGAGGGGUUGACAACAACUCCUCCAAUAAUUCUAACUCCAGUAAUGGGGACUCAGAUUCCAACAGGCAAAGUGUCUCAGAAUGCAAAGUGUGGCGAAACCCCCUGAAUUUAUUUAGGGGCGCUGAGUAUAACCGGUAUACGUGGGUGACAGGACGAGAGCCUCUGACGUACUAUGACAUGAAUCUCUCUGCCCAGGACCACCAGACGUUCUUUACUUGUGACUCAGACCAUCUGCGUCCUGCAGAUGCAAUAAUGCAGAAAGCUUGGAGAGAGAGAAACCCUCAGGCAAGGAUUUCGGCAGCUCACGAAGCCUUGGAGAUAAAUGAAAUUAGGUCCAGAGUUGAAGUUCCCCUAAUUGCUUCCUCUACCAUCUGGGAGAUAAAAUUGUUACCAAAGUGUGCAACUGCUUAUAUUCUGUUGGCUGAAGAGGAAGCAACAACCAUUGCUGAAGCAGAAAAGCUGUUUAAGCAGGCCCUGAAGGCUGGAGACGGGUGUUACCGACGUUCCCAGCAGCUGCAGCAUCAUGGAUCCCAGUAUGAAGCCCAACACAGGCGUGACACCAAUGUCUUGGUCUAUAUCAAAAGAAGACUAGCGAUGUGUGCCAGAAGACUCGGGAGGACCAGGGAGGCAGUGAAGAUGAUGAGAGACUUAAUGAAGGAGUUCCCGCUCCUUAGUAUGUUCAACAUCCAUGAAAACCUUUUAGAAGCCCUUCUGGAGCUCCAAGCGUAUGCUGAUGUUCAAGCAGUUUUAGCAAAGUAUGAUGAUAUAAGCUUACCAAAGUCGGCCACAAUAUGCUACACAGCUGCCUUGCUCAAAGCAAGAGCUGUUUCUGACAAAUUCUCUCCGGAGGCUGCCUCUCGGCGGGGGUUGAGCACUGCAGAGAUGAAUGCAGUAGAAGCCAUACACAGAGCCGUGGAAUUCAAUCCUCACGUGCCAAAAUACCUACUAGAAAUGAAAAGCUUAAUCCUACCCCCAGAACAUAUCCUGAAGAGAGGAGACAGCGAAGCGAUAGCGUAUGCCUUCUUUCAUCUCGCACACUGGAAGAGGGUCGAAGGGGCUUUGAAUCUUCUGCAUUGCACAUGGGAAGGCACUUUUCGAAUGAUCCCUUACCCCUUGGAAAAGGGGCACCUAUUUUAUCCGUACCCAAUAUGUACAGAAACGGCAGACCGGGAGCUGCUUCCCUCUUUCCAUGAAGUCUCAGUUUACCCAAAGAAGGAGCUUCCCUUCUUUAUCCUCUUUACUGCUGGACUGUGCUCCUUCACAGCCAUGCUGGCGCUCCUGACACAUCAGUUCCCGGAGCUUAUGGGGGUCUUCGCAAAAGCUUUCCUCAGCACUUUGUUCGCCCCCUUAAACUUCGUCAUGGAGAAGGUGGAAAGCAUCCUCCCGUCCAGCCUGUGGCACCAGCUGACCCGGAUCUGAGGGGGCCGUGCCCGUCACGCUGCUGCCCGGCUGGCUGCCGCUGUCUCCUAGUGCCAACUCCUCACGGACCGCAAGAAGCAUGACUUUGAACACGGGAAGGCAUUCCGAGAUUUUAAAGCAUUCAUGGACUCUCUGUUCCAUAUUAAAAGCUGUUUUUGUUGUACAAACUUCAUUGAUGUUCAGUUCUAUUUUAUUUUGCCUCCAGAAAAGAAGAAAAACUCAAAAAUAAACUUUUGUGUAUUGCAGCAA